Megalops cyprinoides (Indo-Pacific tarpon) is the source of this 1002-nucleotide messenger RNA. Its product is annotated as P2Y purinoceptor 13-like. Gene Ontology annotation, molecular function: G protein-coupled purinergic nucleotide receptor activity. The transcript has a single exon. Gene Ontology annotation, biological process: G protein-coupled receptor signaling pathway; negative regulation of adenylate cyclase activity. The coding region runs from base 1 to 1002 and encodes 333 amino acids. Gene Ontology annotation, cellular component: membrane. Lineage: Eukaryota; Metazoa; Chordata; Actinopteri; Elopiformes; Megalopidae. The record is from RefSeq and is a predicted model, not a curated record.
AUGAUCCCUCAUCCAGGUGUAUUGUUCUCCUCAUCUCCACAAGACUGUGACAUCAAUGAGAAGGUGAUGGCUCUGACCUUCCUUUGUCUCUACAUCAUGUUGUUCAUUCCUGCUCUCCUUCUUAACGGCGCGGCAGCUUGGGUCUCGCUCCACAUUCCUGCCAAAUCCACCUUCAUACUUUACCUGAAGAACCUCAUCGCCACCGACCUGCUCACUACCCUGACCAUCCCUCUUAUGGCCUCCGCCGACCUGCCCGGGGUGCCGAAGGAGCUGAAGGCCUUCGCCUGCCGAUACUCCGACGUUCUCUUCUACUUCUCCAUGUACAUCAACAUCCUGCUGAUGGGGCUUAUCAGCCUGGACCGCUUCUUCAAGAUCGUCCAGCCCUUCGGGAGGCUGCUGUGUCAGACCCUGGCCUUCGGCGCGACUCUGUCUGCCUCCAUGUGGAUCCUGCUAUUCAGCGGCACCGUGGUUCCGACUGUCAUCCUGACCAACCAGAGGCCCGCCAACGCGUCGGGGAACAACUGCAUGGCCCUGAAGAGCCCCGCCGGAGUGGACGUUCACGAGUUCAUCAUCUUCUCCAACCAGAUCAUGUUCUGGGCCGUGUGCCUUCUGACUGUCUUCUGCUACGCGUGCAUCGCCAAGAAGGUUCUGCAGUCUUACCGGAGCUCUGGGAGCAGCAAUGACGAGGGGAGGCGCAAAACGAGAGUGCGGGUCUUCAUCGUCCUGGUGGUGUUCUUCGUGUGCUUCGUGCCAUACCACGCCGUACGUGUUCCCUACACGCAGCUGCAGACUAAUGGUGGCCACGUCUGUAAAAAAGCAUCACUGAGAAUUGCCAAGAAGUUCUUCCUGUGGCUCUCCACCUCCCACGUCUGUCUGGACCCCCUAAUAUACAUUUACCUUUGCAGACCCUUCAGAGAGAGGUUGCGGGAAAUAUGGCGGCCUCUGCUGUUACAUCCCCAAAACAACAAUGCCACCAACGAUGCGAACAUUGUGUUGUGUUAG